AUGAAACUCAACGAACAUACAGCCCUUCAAACCCCACGUCUCCUCCUAGUCCCCUACUCCCCUCACCACGUGCCCACCUAUCACUCUUGGAUGCAAGAUGAGGACCUACAAACCCUCACAGCAUCCACGCCCCUCACGCUGUCUGAAGAAUACGCCAUGUGCACAUCCUGGCGCACCGACGUUGAUAAACUGACUUUUAUAAUUUGUUUGCGAGCGCCAACAUCUGCACCAACGUCCUUUGUACCAGCGCCUCUCCAGGAAGAUCUUGUUGUUGUUGUUCCAGAAGAAGAUGAUGCGCCAGAGAAAAUGAUUGGUGACGUGAAUUUAUUCUUGUAUCCGUUCGAAGAUGAGGAAGAUCAGGAAGAGCAAGGCAAAAGCCGAGACGACAUAAUCGGCGAACUAGAAAUCAUGAUAGCACCGCCCUUCGCGCGAGGAAAAGGAUAUGCGAAAGAAGCCCUGGAAGCAUUCACACGCUAUAUCAACGAUACAACAACCGCUUUGCUGGAAGAAUACGGCGGCAUCGACGAGGGGAAGAGGCGGUUGAGGUAUCUUCGAGUCAAGAUAAAUAAAGACAAUGUGAAGAGUCUGGGAUUGUUUGAGAAGAUGGGAUUUAACCGCUUAGCUGGGGGGCCGAAUUAUUUUGGGGAGGUGGAGAUGAGGAUGGGGUUUGUACAGAAGAAUGAUUCCAAGGAGAAGGAUGAGGGUAGGUUCAAGCAAGUACUGUAUGGAAUGCAGUCACAAUCAUAG
Messenger RNA from Pyrenophora tritici-repentis Pt-1C-BFP, 747 nucleotides. RefSeq names its product Acetyltransf-3 multi-domain protein. The record is from RefSeq and is a predicted model, not a curated record. Gene Ontology annotation, molecular function: N-acetyltransferase activity. Lineage: Eukaryota; Fungi; Ascomycota; Dothideomycetes; Pleosporales; Pleosporaceae.